CAUUCAUUCGGCGACAGUUGCUGCAUAAGCAUUAAAAUGCGUCUAGCUCGCAAUAUUCGCUUAGUUCUAUUCCUAACUAAUCAGUUGCUUGUGCUCGCUGUGCUCGCUGACAUUGCCAGUGUUGGCCACUAUUCGCAAACGUUAAUGGAUUCGAUUUUUGAUAUCUAUGCGAGCAACAACGUCAGUCGGCACAAGCUGCCAGCAUUGGAAGCUAAUAAAAACAACAGCAACAACAACGACAACAACAACAACAAUUUGGAGCCAGAGUCCUUUGCGCCUGCCUUUAUCUAUCCCUAUUUGAUGCUGGCCUUGUGGAUAACAUGCAUAACCAGCAUCAUUUGUUGCUGUGUAUAUUGCAAGUGCCAGCAUGCGGAAAGGAUGGCAGCCUACAGUUCGAAUAGUUUUGAGCUGCAGGAAGUGCAUGUCCUGGAUCAUCCACUGCCCCACGUCAAAGGAUGUGUCUGCUUGGCCUGUCUACAGCGACAGGUGGCCAGAGAGCUGCAACAAAGAGCCGAUCAAUAAGACACACAAUAAUUACAAAAUAAAAAACAUAUUUAUUUAUAUGGAUUAAAUGUUAAAAAGGCAGAAGUAAAAAGUUGUGAAAA
Messenger RNA from Drosophila grimshawi, 605 nucleotides. RefSeq lists its product as uncharacterized. The transcript is spliced from 2 exons. NCBI's taxonomy places the organism in Eukaryota, Metazoa, Arthropoda, Insecta, Diptera, Drosophilidae. The record is from RefSeq and is a predicted model, not a curated record. Bases 37 to 522 code for a protein of 161 amino acids.